UGAACCACGUGGAUGAUUUGUCAUCGGACUGUGUGUGUGCUUGCUGUUGUGUUGGAGGCAAACAAAACGCAGAACGACGUGGAAGGAAGCAGAGAAAUCAGCUGUUGGGCAUACUUGUGAAUGCCUCCCCCCACGAGUUGGACGGGAGAAGCGCGGGAGACGCAUAUGCAAGUCCGCGACGCGAAAGACACCGAAGACGACGGCUGAUCUGGGGUACAGGAAACGGAGCGGCAGACCACAGACGGCAGUCGGAGUUGAGCAUUCGAGCUUUCGAGUUCGUUUCAGAGGCGCAAAAUCGUGGCUUAGUUGUACUUUCAACUCUCUUUCUCUCACUCACUGAAUUCAUCACUUUGGAAAUAUAUUUGUGAAACACAGUUGGCUUGUGAAAAAAUUCCAUUUCUAGGCUCUGAAAAGUGUAGCUCACAAUUGUGGCUUUUGCUGAGCUGACGAGAGAGAGGUAAAAAAGUGACAAAUUUGCGUGCAAUAAAAUCAUCUGAGCAGACGUUAUCAGCAUUAAUUGAGCAGUUGAAGUGAUUGAGAAUCUGGCGAGAGAAAAGAGUAGGAAAAUUUCAAGCUCGAAAAUCCUUCACUUGACGAAGGAAAUCCUUGUGAAGGUAAAAGUGCGUGAAGUGGGCUAUCCUGAAGGACACUUGAGGACACGAGAAAGGCGCGUCUUUGUGCAGCAUCCAACAUGGCAUUGAGAGUAGUGGGUUUAUUGAUUCGUCAGGAAGUGAGCAAGGCGUCAACGCGCAUGUUCAGCUCCAGCGUGAGGUCCAUGUCCAGCGUCCUGGCCAAUUCGCCCAAUGCUGACUUCAACAAGAAGCUGAUGGAUCGCUAUGCUCGUCUUAAGUUGGACCCCAAUAUCAUCCAAGCUACGUAUGUGUGGAUUGAUGGAACAGGGGAAAACGUGCGAUCUAAGGCUCGUGUUCUUAACAAGAAGCCUGAGUCUCCGGCUGAGGUGCCCAAGUGGAGUUACGACGGAAGCUCCACGUAUCAGGCUCUAGGAGGUAACUCUGACACCACACUGGUGCCCAGGGCGAUCUACAAGGACCCCACGAGAUUUGGCGCUAACGAUAUCAUCGUAAUGUGUGACACUUACAAACCCGAUGGAGACCCUUGUGACACGAAUCACAGGUGCGCUAUGCAGCACACUAUGGACAAGGUGAGCGAUCAGGAGCCCUGGUUUGGAAUUGAGCAGGAGUACACAUUCCUGGACUUCGACAAUCGCCCUCUGGGCUGGCCAGCUCAUGGUUUUCCCGGGCCCCAGGGUCCCUAUUACUGUGGCGUCGGGGCGGACAGGGUAAUUGCCAGGGAUAUCGUGGAAGCACAUGCAAUGGCCUGCAUCUAUGCUGGUGUGAACUUUGCCGGAACCAACGCUGAGGUCAUGCCAGCUCAGUGGGAAUAUCAAGUGGGUCCCAGUCUGGGCAUGAAGUGUGCCGAUGAUCUCUGGAUCUCGCGAUAUCUGUUGUGGCGCGUGGCUGAGGACUACGGAGUGGUCGUGACAUUUGAUCCCAAACCCAUGGAGGGUCCCUGGAACGGAGCUGGAGCUCACACAAACUUUUCCACUCGCGCUAUGCGAGAGGAUGGCGGCCUGAAAGUGAUCGAGCAGGCAAUUGAGCGCCUGUCCAAGAAACAAGAUCAUCACAUCCGCUGCUAUGAUCCUCAUGGUGGGAAGGACAAUGAGCGCCGUCUUAUUGGACGUCUGGAAACGUCCUCGAUCAAGAAGUUCUCCUGGGGCGUGGCAGAUCGUGGCGUCAGCGUUCGUAUUCCACGUGGAGUGGCCGAUGCUGGAAAAGGCUACCUCGAGGAUCGCCGGCCAAGCUCCAAUUGCGAUCCUUAUGCCGUGUGCAAUGCAAUCCUCGACACUUGCUGCGCCUAAAUAGGCUCACAGUACGGGUGUGAAGCGUCAAAAUUGGUUGUUAAAUUUGGUAAAACUCACAAUAAUAUCACUGUAACAAUAUCUAUUCGCUAUAUCAAUUACAAUUGUACAAUUAUAUCGAUGUGACUGUUUUUGGAGACAUAUUGAAAAAGAGGAUGUUUAGAGUAUAUUUUACGUUGCAAGACAUAUCGUUAGAAAAUUUUUGGUGAACCAAAUUGCUCUAUAAGUCGAUGUUAUGAGAUUGUUGUAGUUUAGAGAAAGAAAUAUCAACCUGACGAGGUGUUUUUUGUCCACUAAAUUUAACCUUCUUUUAGAAAGAUUGAUCAUUUUAUAAGAUAAAGAAAAUGUGCAUUUAGGUUUAUAACAAAUUUUCUACAAUUUUAGUUAAGAAAUUUUCAAACACAAGGAAAAGUAUGUGAUUUUCUCUUGUCUAAGAAAAUGCGAUUGUGCAAAAAUGAAAAAAAACAACAACUAUUAUAUGGACUCAAAUUUUAGUAGUUAAAUUUUAAGCAUGAGAAUACAUUGAUUUCGUUGCAUAAAUUGUAAGGUAUCAGUAUUUAGUUUUGUAGUGGGACACAAAAAACAUAAUAAAACGCUGAAUCGAAUAAGAAAAUGAUAUAUAAAAGAGUUCUUUGUAAGUCUAUAUCGGGGUGAUGAUGUGCAAAAACCUUUGUCUAAGUUAAAUACAUAUUUUGUAAAUACAGUUA
This is a messenger RNA of Phlebotomus argentipes, 2586 nucleotides long. Its product is annotated as glutamine synthetase 1, mitochondrial-like. Gene Ontology annotation, cellular component: cytoplasm. NCBI's taxonomy places the organism in Eukaryota, Metazoa, Arthropoda, Insecta, Diptera, Psychodidae. Bases 692 to 1879 code for a protein of 395 amino acids. Gene Ontology annotation, molecular function: glutamine synthetase activity. The transcript is spliced from 2 exons. The record is from RefSeq and is a predicted model, not a curated record.